Messenger RNA from Laccaria bicolor S238N-H82, 1645 nucleotides. RefSeq lists its product as uncharacterized. The coding region runs from base 1 to 1608 and encodes 535 amino acids. The record is from RefSeq and is a predicted model, not a curated record. The transcript is spliced from 12 exons. Lineage: Eukaryota; Fungi; Basidiomycota; Agaricomycetes; Agaricales; Hydnangiaceae.
AUGCCUGCAGAACAGCGUACCAAUUCGAUUUCGUUUAGCGAGAAGGUUUCGGGCGACUGGCACCUCAGCCAAAGCCCAAGCCAGGAAAGCUACCCCGGUCCUGGGAUGCCCGCAUCACCAAAUGAGGGGAGCAGCGGCGAUUCCGACUCUGAAUAUCCAAAGGAUCCUAUCGUUCCUCCAAGUCACUCCCACCGAACUAUGGUCCUUUGCUUCGACGGAACUGGUGAUCAGUUCGACGAUGACGUCUGUUUUUUGCCACUUUUCUCGUUUAUUCAAUUGACUAUCAAUCAGAAUUCUAAUAUCGUCAACUUUUUCUCGAUGCUGAAAAAAGACGACCCGAAUCAACAAUUGGUUUACUAUCAGGCUGGCAUUGGAACAUAUACUAUUCCCCAGAUCGCAAAGCCAAUGAUGGCGAAGCUGCAUAAGUUAAUGGACAGUAUGGUUGGCGUCCACUUAGACGCCCAUGUAAUGGGAGGCUAUGAAUUUCUCAUGCAAAAUUACGAAGCCGGCGAUAAGAUAUUUUUCUUCGGAUUCUCUCGCGGUGCCUACACUGCACGUGCACUCGCUGGAAUGAUACACAAGGUUGGGUUGCUCCCAAAAUGUAACCACCAACAAGUUCCCUUCGCGUACAAAAUGUACUCCCGGGAAGACUCACUUGGUUGGCGCCAGAGCGCGGAUUUCAAGAAAGCAUUCUCCAUUGAUGUCGAUAUUGAAAUGAUUGGAGUUUGGGAGACUGUCGGCUCAGUUGGCAUGAUUCCGAAACGGCUGCCCUUUACUACUUUUAAUACCCAUGUCAAGACCUUCAGGCAUGCGUUGGCUCUGGACGAACAUCGCGUCCGUUUUAAGCCAAACUUUUUCAACAGGCCAACGCCCGAGGAAGAGCAACAUGGAUUGAAAUGGGGUGAGAUGCAGAAGGUAAGACAAAAGCCCCACCGAAGAAAAACUCUGCGAGAACUGGAGAAUCAAUAUACCCAAGGCGGCCAGCAUCUCACAGACGUCGAGGAAGUUUGGUUCGCAGGCUCUCAUUGCGAUGUUGGAGGUGGGGCCGUCAAGAACGAGAUCCGGAAUAACCUUGCUCGAAUCUCUCUUCGUUGGAUGAUACGACAAUGCUUCAUUUUAAAGACCGGGAUUCUCUUUCAUCGGAACAUGUUCAAACAGGUUGGUCUGGAAGCUGAUAACUUGUGGCCGAAGGUAAAACCUCGCCCACUCCCUGUCAUGUCAUUCUCUGGAGAGCGUCCAGCCAAAACGCGCCCAACACCUGAGAUGGGACCGUCUAGAGUAAUCGAUGAGGUGCAGGAUUUUGUUAGUGAAGAAGAGGAGGAUUUGGCGGAUGCCGGCAGUCGAAUAAAUGACAUGCUGAAAAUCGGGAAAUCAUGGUGGAUACUCGAGUUUGUUCCUCAAAAAAUCAGGUUCCAGAAUGACGAAGAUUCAUGGAUUUCGAAGUUGUCCAUCAACCGUGGUCGCGGACGCGUUAUACCCAAGCAGAAAUCAGAGGGAGUGAAAAUGCACAGAACCGUAGAGCUGCGAACGAAGCUACAGUUGGAUGACGGGAAAUACAAACCGAGGGCCAAGAUGAAUCCUGGGCUAGAACCUACUUGGAUUGAUUAAUUUCUCUCCGAUUCCAAUAGAUUGAUUCUUUUUCUUC